Ictalurus furcatus (blue catfish) is the source of this 3375-nucleotide messenger RNA. RefSeq names its product DEAH-box helicase 35 (gene dhx35). The coding region runs from base 6 to 2105 and encodes 699 amino acids. NCBI's taxonomy places the organism in Eukaryota, Metazoa, Chordata, Actinopteri, Siluriformes, Ictaluridae. The record is from RefSeq and is a predicted model, not a curated record. The transcript is spliced from 21 exons. Gene Ontology annotation, molecular function: RNA binding; ATP binding. Gene Ontology annotation, cellular component: intracellular anatomical structure; catalytic step 2 spliceosome.
UCAAGAUGGCGGCGCCCCACUCCAUCAUGAAAUUCUGGAAACCCGGGGCCGAGGCGCCGGGAGUGUGUGAGGAGAGGGAGCUGAACACGGAGCUGAGCAGCACCGCUGUCAUAUACAACCCUCACAGUUCCCUGUCUGUGGAGAAACAGAGGCAGAAGCUUCCCGUCUUUAAGCACAGGAACAACAUCCUGUACAUGGUGGAAAGCUUUCAGACCGUAGUGAUCCUGGGCGAGACCGGCUCGGGGAAGAGCACACAGAUUCCUCAGUACCUCCUGGAGGCCGGAUGGGCCGCAGAGGGGAAGGUAAUCGGCGUGACUCAGCCUCGGAGAGUAGCUGCUACAUCGGUGGCCACUCGGGUAGCAGAGGAACGUGGAGCGUUUUUGGGGCACGAGGUGGGAUACACCAUCCGAUUUGACGAUUGCUCAGACCCUCACGCAACCCGUAUAAAGUUCCUCACAGAUGGGAUGCUGGUCAGGGAGAUGAUGGCUGACCCGCUGCUCAAAAAGUACAGUGUCCUCAUGUUGGACGAGGCCCAUGAGAGGACUCUCUACACCGACAUCGCCAUCGGCCUUCUGAAGAAGAUUCAGAGGAAGAGGAGGGACCUGCGAUUAAUCGUCGCGUCCGCUACACUGGAUGCCAAGAAAUUUCACGACUUUUUCAACCUGAAUGAAACGGGAGACCCGAGCAAGGACACGUGUGGGAUCCUGACGGUCGAGGGCCGCACGUUCCCUGUGGAGGUUUUCUACACAGUCAGUCCGGUUCCAGAUUAUGUAAAGGCCACGGUGGAAACCGUGCUGAAGAUUCACGAAGCCGAGGAAGACGGAGAUGUUCUGGCGUUCCUCACUGGACAGGACGAGGUGGAGAAGGUGGUGUCCAUGCUGCAGGACCAGGCUCGCUCUCUGUCUCGCCACGGCUUGAAGAAACAUCUGCGUGUCCUUCCCAUGUACGCGGGCCUUCCUUACUCCGAGCAGCUGAAAGUGUUCGAAAGGUUGCCACCUACUGUCCGAAAGGUGGUGGUCGCCACGAACAUCGCCGAGACGUCCAUCACCAUCAACGGCAUCGUGUUUGUGCUCGACUGCGCGUUUGUCAAGCUGCGCUGCUACAACCCCCUCACAGCCAUCGAGUCUCUUGUGGUGACGCCCAUCUCCAAAGCCUCGGCGUCUCAGAGAGCGGGAAGAGGCGGACGUAACCGGCCCGGGAAAUGUUUCCGGCUUUACACGGAGGAAGACUUCGAGAAGCUUCCGGAGAGCACCGUGCCCGAGAUGCAGCGCAGUAAUUUGGCUCCGGUUAUCCUCCAGCUCAAAGCUCUGGGCAUCGAUAACGUUCUGCGCUUCAGCUUCCUGUCCCCGCCGCCGGCGCAGACCAUGGUGCAGGCGUUGGAGCUGCUCUUCGCUCUCGGGGGUCUGGAUCAGUACGGGCGUCUGACGGAGCCCACGGGGGUCCACAUGGCCGAGUUCCCCCUCAGCCCCAUGUUCGCCAAGAUGCUGCUCGAGUCGGGGAACUUCGGCUGCUCCAAAGAGAUCAUCACCAUCGCCGCCAUGAUGCAGAUCCAGAACGUGUUCGCCGUGCCGUCCAAUCAGAAGAAAGCCGCCGCGCGCGAGCACAGGAAGUUCGCUGUGGCCGAAGGCGAUCAUCUGACCAUGCUGAAUGUCUACGAGGCUUUCGUGAAGCAUCAGAAGAGCUCUCAGUGGUGUCAGGAGCACUUCCUGAACUAUAAGGGUCUGCUGCGUGCCGUGACGGUCCGAGAGCAGCUCCGUCGCCUGCUGAACAAGUUCAAGGUUCCUCGAACCUCCAGCGAAGGCGACCCAGACGUGAUUCUGAGGUGCAUCGUGUCGGGAUUCUUUGCUAACGCGGCGCGCUUGCAUCACUCCGGAUCCUACAGGACUUUACGGGAUGACCGGGAGCUUCACAUUCAUCCCAACUCUGUGCUUUACGGAGAGAAGCCUCCGAAAUGGGUGGUCUUUAACGAGGUGGUUCAGACCUCCAAGUACUACAUGCGAGACGUGACUGCGGUGGAAUCGUCCUGGCUGGUGGAACUGGCACCUCAUUUUUAUAAACAGGCCACGCACGGCUCUCUGGGAAGCAAACGGUCCAAAGUCUUCUGAAUUCGUCAUCCAUCGUGACCGGCUGCUGAACUAAUGAUCCUAAAGUACUUGAGCGUGUACACACACACACACACACACACACACACACACACACACACACACACACAUUGUAAUAAGGCAGCAGCCUCGUAUAUACGUGUACGAUUAUAUUUAUUUCUUCGUAUUCGAGUUAAAUUGUCCACCAGCACAUGAACACGAACACGAUUUUGUCUUGAGGUCAAAGGUCGUUCAUGGGGCUUCCUUUUUUAUUUUUUCUACUGCUUUUUUGAGUUACAUCGUGCAUGGCCUAACUUGGGAAGUGAAAUAACCUUUAUCCAUUUUUUUUUUUUUUUCAUUUUAUGAUUAAAAAAAAAAAUAAAAAAUUCAGGAAAGAGAGCGAUCUAGAUGAUCCUAAGAGCUUGGGACAGGUUGUGCUGCACCCUGAGAUUUUUUUAUUUUUAUUUUUUUUUUUAGUUAUUUUUAGUUAAUUUUUAGAUUUUUUUUUUUAUUUUUAUUUUUUUAAUUACACAAUGGAAAUCUUUUUUUCUUUUCCAUAGGGAAAAAAACUGUGUAGCUGAGAUUUAGUGGCCUUUUCCUCACCAUUAUGUGCCAAAUAUUAAAGACAUUUUAUAAUAUUAAAUAACGUUGCCAUUUUUACACCCGUGCCUAAAAAUGUGCUUUCAUCAAAAAUGGCAGAAAUCCUGGAGAAAUUUUUUUGGUUUUUAAUUCUUACACGACAUUCCAUGCUGAUUUUCUGAAAUUCGUCAGAAAAUCAUUCGAAAGUCAUUUUUUUUUCCUCUUUUUUUUUCAUGAACGAGCUUGUACACUUUAAACGUUACGUUAAUGCCCCAAGGUAUAUUAAAAAAAAAAAAAAAAUCGUUUUUGAACGAGAGCACAAACAGAAAUGGUCGGUAUUUUGACAUCAACCUGCUUUCAUUUGAUUAAAAGUUACUCCUCGAGCUUAAUUACAAAUAUCUGCAUGAUGAUAACGAUAAUAAACCAAUUUAAUUACCUUGCGUAGUCGAGCCGUAGCUGCUGCUCAAGUCACGUCGUAUUAUUCCAACAAUAUUACUCCAGAAUCAACUUCCUGCAUGCUGGGUUCCUCUCAGAACACUGUGAAAAUCUUACGUAGUGCGUAGUACACUCACCCAGUUCAUCUCCGCAGUUAUCUUUAUUCUGAGGAUGAGGUGUGGGCCGUCCUCCAUGAAACUAAAACGUCCUCCUGCUUUCCUUUCAUCUCAAAGAUCUGUAUGGAUAUGAAAUACAUGUCCGCCUCAAAUAAAUCUGAAUC